Molecule: messenger RNA, 1197 nt
Organism: Saccoglossus kowalevskii
Lineage: Eukaryota; Metazoa; Hemichordata; Enteropneusta; Harrimaniidae
Source: RefSeq, a predicted model, not a curated record
AUGAACACCCUUAGAUGUGAAGACUGUAGAGUGGUAUCUGCGUCUGUCACCUGUUGCCAGGGUGACAUUCUGUUAUGUCAAAGCUGCAAUGGAAAACGUUUUGGAAGUGAUAGUGGUGAUAAGAAUACUGAUGAAUCAUUGAGAAUAUCUAACACAGCUAGUGGCGUGAUAAUUAAUGAGAUGCUGUGCUUCAUUGUAAAUAAAAAUGACAUCCUUACGACCGGUGUCAUCGUCAAGCUUUGUACUGAUUACUUUGUGGACGAAGAGGUUGAAUCGUCCAAGAAAACCUUGUUCGAGUUAUGUGGAAAUGAUCGCGCGCGAUAUAUUAAACGACAAGGUCCAAAUAAACGAUCUAACAAUAUUCUAGAUGUAGUAAAGUUGGUCCAUGAGACGGAUUUCGAGGAUCUCCCUAGUUUUGUUGCGAAAGACUUAUCGAAAUUACCACCAAUCGACAUAACGCAUGUAGAUAUCUCGGCAGUUAUGAAGGAAAUGACAGCCCUAAGGCGAGACAUGACGGAACUGAAAGAUCAAGGAAUGUUCCGGUCGGCUUCAAGCUGUGAAAUACUGCAAGAUGUACAGAAUUUGCGUCAAGAGAUUGACGACCUUAAAAAUGGACUUAAAGAGUCUCGCAUGGAGUUGAACUGUAUGACUGAUACUGCAAAUGCAGUUCCCAUGGCUACUGAUUGUUUACCAUCGCCAUCUGGUCAUAAAACUAGUAAAGUAAGUUGCAAUGCUGAACCUACUCUGCAACAUUCCUCUCCAUCGGUUACUUAUGCAGGUAUAGUUUCGUCGCAUACGUCUCAUGAAAUGAAUGAAAGAAAACCUGCCCAUGGAAAAUUUAAUAUGAAAUUACGUGACAAAAACAGUGAUGGUUUUACCACCGUGAACCGUAAACGUAAAAAUCAACGAGGCCCCAGAGUGGGCACUGCUGAUCCAGACAGAGACUGUGCCAUUAAAGUUGUUCAUUACAAUCCACCAUUUAGGGCGUUUAUUACCAGGCUUUCACCUUUGACAUCAACGGAAGAUAUUCAAAGCUUUGUUAAAAAGUCGCUUAACGUGCAAGUUAACUGCGAAAAACUCAAAACUAAGUUCGACACAUACUCUUCAUUUCUUAUUGAAACCACGCGAGAGUUCUCUGGGCAGAUUAUGGACCCCACUGUUUGGCCAACUGGAAUUCUUAUUCGCAAGUAUUACUAA